Cheilinus undulatus (humphead wrasse) is the source of this 2412-nucleotide messenger RNA. It is a transcript of the gene ttc22, whose product is annotated as tetratricopeptide repeat domain 22. The transcript is spliced from 9 exons. Bases 104 to 1864 code for a protein of 586 amino acids. Lineage: Eukaryota; Metazoa; Chordata; Actinopteri; Labriformes; Labridae. Gene Ontology annotation, molecular function: protein binding. The record is from RefSeq and is a predicted model, not a curated record.
UAACAGCCUUUUGCAAGAGGGAAGAAAAGGCGGUUGGCGGGGACGUUUACCGGGGAAAAACGCCAGAAGAGAGGAGGAAAGUUUGGCGCGUCUGCUGCAGACUAUGACGCAGUGCGUCAAACAGGUGGGGGUGGAGCAGAAGGCCAUGGAGGGAGACAGCACAGAGGACAUCGAGUCUCUCAUGGAGGACAUGGACUACAUCCCCGGCCACUUCCACCUGGAGCUCAACCUGAACUGUGAUCCCACCGGGCCGUUGAAGCUGAGGCUCAGGGACACCUACCUGAAACAGGAGAGCCUGAGAGGAGAGCUGGAGGCUGAGGCUGGAUGUUUACAGUACGCCGUCAGAAAUCUGCUGGGUCUGCUCGCCUUUCACCUGGAACAGCUGGACAUGGCUGAGGAGAUAUUCAGGAGCAUCUGUAAAGAAGACCCCGGUAACCUCAAUGCCUGGGCCAACCUGGGCUACGUGUACGACAAGCUGAAGAGGGAGGUGGAUUCAGGGGAGUGUGUGGAGAAAGUGUCCCACCUGAUGGGACUAGAGGCCGGGGAGGCCUCUCAGGAGGAGACCAGGAUCCUGGCUGCUCGAUGUCUGGCUGAACAGGCCUACGUUUAUCCAUACGAUGUGGAACUGGACAGUGAAGAGGACCUGAGAGAGAGACUGACAGCAGCACUGACACUUUACAACAGAGCCCUGGACUAUGGAGGGAAUCUGAUACCAUUAGAGGAAAAACGGAGCUGGUAUUUCAAGAUGGCAACCAUCUACAUAAGACUUGAUGACAUUGUAAAGACCAAAGACGACUCUGAAUACUCCAGACUCUCGCACUACAAUAAAGGACUGAAACUCCUUAAAGAAACACUAGAGUCAGAGAAAACACAAAACAAAGGUCAACAUGCUCUUGCCUGGUGUUACGUCGGCCUCAUGCUGGAGAGGAAGGAAGAGUUCAGCACCGUGCCCAUGUCCAUACACGACUGUGGCUUCUCUGCCUCUGACCCCCUGUCCUGUUAUGGAACGGCUAUAAACCUGGCAAGUGACAAUGCAUUCACCCUCAACCUCCUAGCAAAGAUCUUCUUCCUGUUGGGCAAACAUGAGAUGGCCACAGGGAUCUGCAACAUGGCCUUAAACGUGCUCCCAGACCCAGAGCUCAACUGGCAGGCCUACUGCACCCGAGCAAAGAUCAGUAUGAUGCUCUAUAUCAGAGAUUUGGAGAUUGCCAAGCAGGGUCAUGGUGGAAUCCCAGACCGGCAGAAGCUAACUGAGGCCAGGAAAGACUUGGACAAGGUCCUGAGUGUACGUCCGUGUCUGAGGACUCACCUGGAAAUGGCACAGGUGUACUACUACAUGGGUGUAGACGCCCUCCAGGAGAGUCUGUUGGUGGAUGAGGGGGCAGUAAACUGUGCUCUUGUGAGUUUGUCUCAUGCUCUCCAGUUUGAGUUGAGCGACAGCCUGCCUGACCUCCACAUACUCCGAGGACGCUGCCUCCUGCUGAAAGGCGAGGAGCAAAAUGCUGCAGACUGCUUCAAACAGGCCAUGGAGCUGGAGAGACCCGGGAGCACGGACACCACGGCUCUGCGCUGCCUCCUACAGGCCCUCCUUGCCCUGUUCAUGCAGGGAGGCUCCGACCCCACCCACGCAACCACACAGCUGGAGCAGUGUGUGCAAAAAGCAGAGGAGAGGUACCCAGCAGAUUUGGUGAGGGCCGAGCUGAGGUGCCUGUACAGGACUCACACAGAUGAGGUGACAGAGUUAUCCAGAGCUCUGAUCAGGACGGGCAGACUGAGCCUGGUGAGGAGGCUGCUGGACACGGUGGUGUCUAAACAGCUGGGUAAUAAGAAGAGACAGCUAACGAAGUCUUUCUCUAUUACAUGAAGCAGAAUGUGACUAAUAGAUAUACAUGCAUAUGACAACAGCAGGCCAAACAUGUAGUUAUUUAAGACAGUUAUCUGUAAAUAGAUUAAGAUGUCUUUAGUGUGAGUGUUUUGAAGCUGUGAUUCUUCUGUCAUUAACUGGAACAUACAGUCACAUAGAGUUUUAACUGUGGAGCAACCUAAGUUACAGUGUUACAGCUCAUACAUAUAAGAUAGGAUGGUCACCACUUUUUUCACAUCCAUUUAAAUGGAUGAGAGGGAGGUUAGGAAUAUUUAUCAUAAUACAGCUGUGCUGAGGUGUUUUUUUAAUGUUUCUUCCACUCUGGCUCAAAGUCAUUUCCAACACAAGCAAUUUUGUUUCUGUUCCAAGAAUAGUGUCUGAUAUUGAAAUAAUGUCCCAGUAUCACUCCUUCAACAGAACACUUCCAUUCUUCAUUGUUUUAUACCAGCAGACAAAGGCGUACCCAUUAUAAUGCUGUCUGAUGUAUGAAAGUUGUUUAUGGUGCAGACAUUAUAAAUUAUAAACCUGUAAUAAAUGUAAAGUGCUCU